Aspergillus japonicus CBS 114.51 is the source of this 1542-nucleotide messenger RNA. RefSeq names its product cytochrome P450 monooxygenase gliC (gene gliC). Bases 1 to 1542 code for a protein of 513 amino acids. Gene Ontology annotation, molecular function: iron ion binding; heme binding; monooxygenase activity. The transcript has 3 exons. NCBI's taxonomy places the organism in Eukaryota, Fungi, Ascomycota, Eurotiomycetes, Eurotiales, Aspergillaceae. The record is from RefSeq and is a predicted model, not a curated record.
AUGUCUCGCGAACAAUUGGUCUGGGCUCAGGCAAUCUUCACGGCCAUUGCGGUCUUCCUCUGGUGGGCUUAUGAUCCUAACAGCUGGAGCAAUCGAAUUCUAUCCUUUGUUAUCGAUAAAUACCUGCGGUGGCGUUACCCCGUCAAGUCCGUCCACGGCAGAUCUCAGAUCCCCACGCGUCCUUACAAGUUUCCCGAUGGUGGCGGCAGCACCAAGUUCCUCGAUGGCGAGACUGUCUCGGGCGACUGGGAGAAGAAAUACGGGCCAAUCUACCGCAUCUGGACUGGGCUCGUUCCAGAGAUCGUUUUGACGCGGCCCGACGACGUCAAAACCGUCUACAAGGACUCGGACAAGCAUUUCAAGGUUAACAGUGCCAACGCCGGAUGGGUGCUGGGCACGCUCCUCGGCGACGGCGUGGGCCUGCUCAAUGGCAGCGAUUGGAAGCGCGUGCACACGGUCGUGGCGCCCCCCUUUGGCCAAAAGGCUACGGCGUAUGUUGACCUGGUCUCGUCGCGCGUCCAGCGCCAUUUCGCCGAGUUCGAAGAUCGCUGCGUGAAACAGGGGAGGACGACGCCGCUGCAGCUCCAGGCAACGGAGGAUCUUAGCUCGUUCCCCUUCUGGGUCCUGAAGGACAUCAUCUACGGCGAGCUUCCGGACGCGAUGAACCAGGAGCUCACGGAGCUGAUCGACCUCCGCAACGAGAUUUGGUCGCACACCUUCAAGGGCGGAUGGUCGAUGUUCUCCUUCAACAAACUCUUCUACCCGACGCUACGCCGGCAGCUGCACGAGUUUGAACACCGCUGGGAGGCCUUCAACGACGAGGUGUAUGCGCACAUCCUCGCGCAGGGCACCACCUCCCUCCCCAUCGUCGCGCUGCACCGCGCCAUCAACGAGGGCCGCGUCAAGCGCAGCGAGGUCCUGCACUCCAUCAGUGAGGGCCUGUUCACCAACGUCGACGUGACCAUGGGGACCUUCGCCUGGCUGGCCCUCCUGCUCGCCUUGCACCCGGAAAUCCAGACCGAGCUGCGCGAGGAGAUCACCCAAGUCCGGGCACAGGGGACCCCCGAGGCCUGGGAGCAGUAUGUCGCGAGCCACACGACGCUCCUCGCCGGUUGCGUCAUGGAGAACGGGCGCCUGCGCCCCAUUGCCAACUACACGUACCCGCAGUACCUCCCCGAAGACCGAGCGGUGGCUGGCUAUGUCGUUCCCCGGGGCACGUACUUCAUCGUCGACACCAACGCGCUCAACCGGCGCGAUCCUGCGUGGGGCGCCGACGGCGAUGAGUUCCGCCCGCACCGCUACAUGGAGGCGUCGGUGACCGAGUAUCGGUAUCGGCUGUGGCGGUUUGGGUUUGGGCCCCGGCAGUGUCUGGCGCAGGCCCUGGCGGAUACGAUGAUGAAGUGUCUGGUUGUCCAUUUGAUUGAGAGGUAUAGGAUCUCGGUCCCGGAAGCGUUGGCCGGAGGGAAAGAGGACUGGAAGACACGCAGGCCGGAUACGUGGUUUUCAAUGGCGCAGAACCCGGUUGUUUGCGAGAGGAUUUGA